Messenger RNA from Leptomonas pyrrhocoris, 903 nucleotides. RefSeq lists its product as hypothetical. Lineage: Eukaryota; Euglenozoa; Kinetoplastea; Trypanosomatida; Trypanosomatidae. Gene Ontology annotation, cellular component: mitochondrion. Bases 1 to 903 code for a protein of 300 amino acids. Gene Ontology annotation, biological process: mitochondrial respiratory chain complex II assembly. The record is from RefSeq and is a predicted model, not a curated record. The transcript has a single exon.
AUGAAAGGGUGUUUACAGGCUACACGGCGCGUGCUCCAUCAGCGGCGCGACAGGGGCGGCAACACCCACAGCUUCCCCUUCGACACGCUCACCAAGGUCUACCGAGACACGGUGUACGCCACGCAGGCGCGGUACCAGGGCAACCCAAUGUACCCAGAACGUGACCCACCUAGAAAUGCCGCCUCUGAUGCUGCGACUGCUGCUGUUGCUGCAACUUCGCCGGCGUCGUCCUCGUCGCCAAGAUCGAACGUGACGAACCACGUCGGCAAUAUCGGCGUGAUGAGCCCGGCUGCGACGCCGCUGUCGGAGUGGAUGGAGGAGCUGCACCGGCAUCCCCACGCAGCCGACGGGGAUUCCGAUCACGGCCACGGGCAACACCAUAAUCAUCAUCACGAUGACGAACAUCCGCACCAUCACGGUGGGCGUUCCUCUUCGCUGUCACCGUCAGCGCCCACGAGGAUUGUCCGCGACGCGCACGCGUCGUCGCACGAUCAGCACGGCACCGGCUUUGCUGCUGAGACCGGCGAAUCGCCCACGACGACGGCCAUGGAGGAUGAGGCGGUACGCGAGCGGCUGCGGACGCACAUGUUCUCGGGAAAACGCGGUAGUCCUCAAACACGUGGCCCACACGCUCGCAACACUGGUGGCGCCGCCCCACGACACAGCGGGGUGCAGGUGGAUAUUUUGAACAUGUACCGCAGCAUGCUGCGAGAGGUGGGGCGGAUGGAGGACCCGGACACCCGUCGCAACUUGACCGCGUACAUCCGUUCUGAGUUUGAUAAGCACCGCGACGUCCCACGCAAGAACAUUUUAAAGAUUGAGUGGCAGCUGAAUUACGGGAAGCGUAAGCUGGAGGAUCUUCAGGCCAUGGGGAGGCACACGAAGUUUUCGAUGAUGCGGUGA